Messenger RNA from Hibiscus syriacus, 852 nucleotides. Its product is annotated as (-)-isopiperitenol/(-)-carveol dehydrogenase, mitochondrial-like. The record is from RefSeq and is a predicted model, not a curated record. The transcript has a single exon. NCBI's taxonomy places the organism in Eukaryota, Viridiplantae, Streptophyta, Magnoliopsida, Malvales, Malvaceae. The coding region runs from base 35 to 805 and encodes 256 amino acids.
UGCUUUGCUUUUAUCUUUAUUGUCAGAGGCUGCAAUGUCCAAGAAGCUCGAAGGAAAAGUAGCCAUAAUCACCGGCGGAGCAAGUGGAAUCGGAGAAGCGACCGCCCGUCAGUUCGCCAUCCAUGGUGCCCGUAUGAUCGUGAUCGCGGACAUCCAAGAUGAACUAGGCCAAAAAGUAGUCGAAUCCAUCGGUUCCCAUAAGUGCACAUACAUGCACUGUGAUGUUACCGACGAAGAUCAAGUGAAGAAUUUAGUCCAGACGACGGUCCAGAACCACGGGCGGCUCGACAUCAUGUUCAGUAACGCCGGGACGUUUAGCAACUCGCCUCAAACCGUCGUCGAACUGGACUUGGCGGCGCUCGAUCGCCUCUUCGCCAUCAACGUGCGCGGCAUGGCCGCCUGCGUGAAACACGCCGCUCGUGCCAUGGUGGAACUGAACAUCAGAGGAAGUAUCGUUUGUACGGCGAGCACCUGCGCCAGAUCCGGUGGCGACAGUCUCACCGAUUACCACAUGUCGAAGCACGCGGUGGUCGGGUUGGUGAGAUCGGCUAGCAAACAGCUCGGAGUGCAUGGGAUUAGAGUAAACAGCGUGUCGCCGGCCGCUGUGGGAACCCCGUUACUCUGUCGUUACCUCGGGAUGGAGGCAGAGGAGGCGGAGCAGGUCUUUGAACCACUCACUAGCUUGAAAGGGGUGGCGCUGAAAGCGAAGCAUAUUGCUGAUGCGGUGGUGUUUCUGGCGUCGCUAGAUUCUGAGUUAAUAACCGGGCAUGACUUGGUGGUGGAUGCUGGUGCUCUUCUCAAGUAGACACUAGAUGUUUGAUUGUCACCUUCAAAUAUUGGUUUGAGAAAAUA